CUUGCUGGUAUCGAUCACAUCUUCAUUGGAACAAUCAAACACAUUAAAUGACAUACGUUGGGGACAACAGUAAUUACCCAAAUCUGACCACUGCCGGGUUGAUUUUCCCCUCCAACACUGCUAUUGAUAUUGUACAGAACGACUAUGAUUUGCUCUUUGAUCAGCUGGCUUCAGAGCAACCAUUCUCAGCUGUUUCGUUGCCGAACAAACUUCCUGAUGUGCAAGAACAACUAAUGUAUCAAGGGGAUGCCCUCAAUCAUUACACACAAUUGGACGGAUUUCCUCCAAUGCACGCUCUUGCUCCUGUUCAAACUGACGGUAUGAUGAAUUUCCCAGGAAAGGAAUUUCAGCAACCUUUAUACUCAACAGCGCAAGGUAUUAUGCAACAACAGCAUUUCGCUAUUCAAACACCAAUCACGGUGCCUGAGGAGAUAUUUACACGUCCACAAAUGACUGCUUCCCCUGACAGUAUUAUGUCUCUCAACGGGGCCACACGGACAUCUAUGGAACCAGUGGAACCAUACGAACGCUACAGAGUUACACGAGGUGUAUCCUCUGGAGGUUCUGCCACAAAGCCACCACACACAGUCACCAUACCAGGACACUAUUAUACUCCGGUGAUUUUAGAGCUUGUGGGAGCAAAGCUGGAAGAGCUUUGUAUGCCACAAUGGAGCCAAGCUGAGAAGGAAGACAAACGCAGAAUUAUAAGGGUAGAAAGAUACCAAAUCGCAAACCGCAUAGUUGCACAGUUCAGCAUUGUUGGUAGCGCAAAUGAGCAUCCAAAGGUUGUUCCUGCUCCCCCUGGGGUGGAUGUCGUAGAGGUUAGCUGUUUGGCUUGUCUCACGCGAGAAUGUGACGAUCAGGAUGAAGAUGAGGAGUCGGAAGAUAUCAGUCAACAAUACCGGUAUAAAAGCCCUUCUCCUCUCAAAAAUAGUUUCUACAUCACAAGCGUUGAAGUUAUCAAAAUAGUGGAACUAUUGAUUGGAACAGAGCCUUCAACACCGCAUGAACGUCGACGCGAAAGAGGCCGUAUAAGAUCCAACUUGGUUCCAUUCUGGAGCAAGAAAUCAAUUUCGUCAAGAUGUUCGAAUCAAGAAAUGAGAUCAAGUCCGUUGAGUGAUGAAGGGGCUGACUUCAGAGUUGAGUUGGCCACGAGGAUUAUGAGCUAUGAAAUCCGUAAACCAAGGGGCUUUGAUAAGGAGGUGCGUAUUCUAAAGUGGGAGAAGCUCGUACCCGCUUUAAAAAGAGCACUUCAGAGUUACUAUGUUGAAGUUCCAAGUGAUUUCCAUCCAUAGUUACUGCUCCCAUCAUUCUCCAUAACAUACGACUUUUUUACGAUACAGACGAUCUUUCUUUCUGUCGGUCUUAGUUUAUGUGACUCUGAUUAGACCAUUAUUCUAUUCAACACAUAUACACUGAGCUUUGGAAAUGUCUACGCAUACUAGUUAACGCAUAUACACCUUAAUAUGGUAUCUGGAACACAUUGUGCUAAGCAAUGUUUCUCAAAUCAAGAUAUAAUCUUUGAUUUAUAUACAAAUAUACAAACGAGCAGAG
Williopsis jadinii is the source of this 1554-nucleotide messenger RNA. RefSeq lists its product as uncharacterized. The transcript has a single exon. The record is from RefSeq and is a predicted model, not a curated record. Lineage: Eukaryota; Fungi; Ascomycota; Saccharomycetes; Phaffomycetales; Wickerhamomycetaceae. The coding region runs from base 48 to 1295 and encodes 415 amino acids.